Molecule: messenger RNA, 4307 nt
Organism: Chinchilla lanigera (long-tailed chinchilla)
Lineage: Eukaryota; Metazoa; Chordata; Mammalia; Rodentia; Chinchillidae
Gene: Cd109
Product: CD109 molecule
Cellular component (GO): extracellular region
Molecular function (GO): endopeptidase inhibitor activity
Source: RefSeq, a predicted model, not a curated record
CUACCUCUGAACAGUGGGGACGAGAGCUACAAGCUGCGCGUCACUGGCUACGUGCAGGAUGAGAUUUUUUUCUACCACAGCAAGCCCUUGUCCUUCGAGAGUAAGAGAAUGUCUGUCUUCAUUCAGACGGACAAGACGCUCUAUAAGCCAGGGCAGGAGGUGAAGUUUCGGAUCCUCACGCUCUUCUCAGACUUUAGGCCCUACAAGGCCUCCGUGAACAUCCUCAUUAAGGACCCCAAGGGCAAUUUGAUCCAGCAGUGGCUGUCCCAACAAGGUGAUCUGGGAGUCAUUUCCAAAACUUUUCAGCUGUCUUCACACCCAAUCCUUGGUGACUGGUCCGUUCAAGCUCAAGUGAAUGGCCAGACAUAUUAUGAAUCAUUUCAGGUCUCAGAAUACGUGUUACCAAAAUUUGAAGUUGUUCUACAGACACCUUUAUACUGUUCUUUGAAUUCUAAGAAUUUAAAUGGUACCAUCACAGCAAAGUACACAUACGGGAAGCCAGUCAAAGGAGAUGUAACAGUUACAUUUUUACCUCUAUCAGUUUGGGGAGAGAAGAAAAAUAUUACAAAAACAUUUAAGAUAAAUGGAUCUGCAAACUUCUCUUUUAAUGAUGAAGAAAUGAAAAAGGUAAUGGAUUUUUCAGUUGGGCAUUCUGAGCACAUGGAUCUGUCCACCCCGGGACCAGUAGAAAUUCUAGCUACAGUGACAGAAUCACUUACAGCCGUCUCAAGAAAUGCCAGCGCCAAUGUGUUUUUCAAGCAACACGAUUACAUCAUUGAAUUUUUCAAUUAUGCCGCCGUCUUGAAGCCAACUCUCAACUUCACAGCCACUGUGAAGGUUACCCGUUCUGAUGGCAGCCAACUGAAUGAGGAAGAAAGAAGGAAUAAUGUCAUCAUAGCAGCGAUACAGAGAAACAAGACCAAUCUCUGGAGCAGGUGGAACAGUGAAAACGAAGGAAUGGCAGUGUCUCAUGUCACAAAUCACACUGUCCCCCCGGAUGGAGUCUUUAAGAUUGAGUUCCCAAUCCUGGACAGUACCAGGCAGCUACAAGUGAAGGCCUCUUUUCUUGAUAGUGAAGGUAGCAUGGAAGUCCACGGCAUGUUCACAUCCCCUAGUAGGACAUACAUCCAGCUAAAGACAAGAGAUGAAAAUAUAAAGGUUGGAUCCCCUUUUGAGUUGGUGGUUAGUGGCAACAAGCAACUGAAGGAAUUUAGCUAUAUGGUGGUAUCCAGGGGACAAUUGGUGGCUGUAGGCAAACAAAAUUCGACAACCUUCUCAUUAACACCAGAAAGUUCUUGGGCUCCAAAGGCCUGUAUAAUUGUGUAUUAUAUUGAAAAUGAUGGAGAAAUUAUAAAUGAUGUUCUAAAAAUUCCUGUUCAGCUCGUUUUUAAAAAUGAGAUAAAGCUCUUUUGGAGUAAACCUAAGGCUGAGCCCUCGGAGAAAGUCUCUCUGAGGAUCUCUGUAACGCAGCCUGACUCCAUAGUUGGGAUUGCAGCCGUUGACAAAAGUGUGAAUCUGAUGCAUCGCUCAAAUGAUAUUACAAUGGAAAAUGUGGUCCAUGAGUUGGAACUUUAUAACACAGGAUAUUAUUUAGGCAUGUUCAUGAAUUCUUUUACUGUCUUCCAGGAAUGUGGCCUCUGGGUGUUGACGGAUGCCAACCUCGUGAUGGAUGAUAUUGACGGUGUGUAUGACACUGCAGAUUAUGCCGAGAGGUACAUGAAGGAAAAUGAGGAGUACUUAGAUAUUCAUGAUUUUUCUUCAGCCAGUAGUCCACGUGUCAGAAAGCAUUUUCCAGAGACUUGGAUUUGGCUAGACACUCACAUGGGAUCCAAGAUUUACCAGGAAUUUGAAGUUACUGUACCUGAUUCCAUCACUUCCUGGGUGGCUACCGCUUUUGUGGUCUCUGAGGACUUAGGUCUUGGCCUAACACCUGCUCCCGUGGAGCUACAAGCCUUCCAACCAUUUUUCAUUUUUUUGAAUCUUCCCUACUCUGUUAUCAGAGGUGAAGAAUUUGCUUUGGAAGUAACCAUAUUCAAUUAUUUGAAAGAUGCUACUGAGGUUAAGGUCAUCAUUGAAGAAAGUGACAGAUUUGACAUUCUAAUGACUUCAAAGGAAAUCAGUGCCACAGGACACCAGCAGGACAUUCUGGUUCCCAGCGAAGAUGGUGCAACUGUUCUUUUUCCUGUCAGGUCCACACAUCUGGGGGAAAUCCCGAUCACAGUCAGAGCCAUCGCACCCAUGGCCUCUGAUGCGAUCACCCGGAGGAUUUUAGUAAAGGCUGAAGGAAUAGAAAAAUCAUAUUCAGAAGCUGUCUUGUUAGACUUGACUGACAAACAAACUACCCAGGAAGCGUUGAGUUUCUCGUUUCCCCCUGAUACGGUCAGUGGCAGUGAAAGAGUUCACAUCACUGCAGUGGGAGAUGUCCUCGGUCCUUCCAUCAACGGCUUAGCAUCUCUGAUUCGAAUGCCUUACGGCUGCGGGGAGCAGAACAUGAUAAAUUUUGCUCCGAACAUCUACAUUUUGGAUUAUCUGACUAAAAAGAAUCAGCUGACAGAUAAUGUAAAAGAGAAAGCCCUUUCGUUUAUGAGGCAAGGUUACCAGAGGGAACUUCAGUAUCAGAGGGACGAUGGCUCUUUCAGUGCUUUUGGGAACAGUGAUCCUUCUGGGAGCACUUGGUUGUCAGCUUUUGUUUUAAGAUGUUUCCUUGAAGCUGAUCCUUACAUAGAUAUUGAUCAGAAUGUGCUGCACAGAGCAUAUAAUUGGCUGAAAGGACAUCAGAAAUCCAGUGGUGAAUUUUGGGAGCCAGGAAGAGUGAUCCACAGUGAACUUCAGGGUGGCAGUAAAAGUCCAGUGACACUCACAGCCUAUAUCGUGACUUCUCUCCUGGGAUACAGAAAAUAUCAGCCUAAUAUUGAUGUGCGAGACUCUAUCAACUUUUUGGAGUCUGAGUUCAGUCGAGGAAUUUCAGACAAUUACACUCUAGCCCUUGUAACCUACGCACUGUCCUCCGUGGGGAGUCCUAAGGCCAAGGAGGCUUUGAAAGCCCUGAGCCAGCGUGCAGAGGAGCAAGGAGGUGAGCGGUUCUGGGCGUCGCCUGCGUCCACCCUGUCCCAGGGCUGGCAGCCGCGCUCUCUGGACAUUGAGGUGGCGGCCUACGCGCUGCUGUCCCAUUUCCUGCAGGGGCAGGUGCCCCAAGGCAUCCCCAUUAUGCAGUGGCUCAGCAGGCAGAGAAGCGGCCUGGGAGGGUUUGCGUCCACGCAGGACACUAUUGUGGCCUUAAAAGCCCUGUCCGAAUUUGCAGUCCUGAUGGACACGAAGAGAGCAGGUGUCCAAGUGACGGUGACGGGGCCGAGCGCACCGCAUCCUGUGAAGUUUCUGAUUGAUACACACAACCGCUUUCUCCUUCAGACAGAAGAGCUUGCUGUGGGACAGCCAACUGCAGUUAAUAUAACCGCAAACGGCUUUGGAUUUGCUAUCUGUCAGCUCAAUGUUAUUUAUAACGUGAAAGACUCAGGGUUGGUUAGAAGACGAAGAUCAGCUGAGAAUCAAGAAGCCUUUGAUUUAGACGUUAACGUAAAAGAUAAUGAAAAUGAUGUCAAUCGUGUGAAUCUGAAUGUGUGUACAAGGUUUCUGGGCCCAGACAGAAGCGGCAUGGCCCUCAUGCAAGUUAACCUUCUCAGUGGCUUAGCAGUGUCGUCGGAUGCAAUUCCUCUGAGUGACAUAAUAAAGAAAGUGGAACAUGAUCACGGGAAGCUCAACCUCUAUUUAGAUUCUGUAAAUGAAACGGAUUUUUGUGUUGAUAUUCCUGCUGUGAGAAACUUUAAAGUUUCAAAUACCCAAGAUGCUUCAAUAUCCAUAGUGGAUUAUUAUGAACCAAGGAGGCAGGCGGUGAGAAGUUACAACUCCCGAGUGAAGCUGUCCACUUGCGACCUUUGCCGAGACGUCCAGGGCCACUGUCCUUGUGCGGAUGGAGCUCCGGGCUCCCAUCACCGUUCUUCCGUCCUGUUCAUCUUCUCCCUCCUGCUUCUGUGCUCUUUGCAACAUUGGCUGUGAUUUAUUUUUUAAGGACUCCAUGUAAAACGAACAUUUCCAGAGAUCACACGGGAUCGCUUUGUUUUCAUAGUUGAAUAUCACCUCUGGCUGUUUUGAAAAACAGUGUUUUCAUUCCGUGGGUCUGGGGGGAUGGUCUAUAACAGGUCCCAGCGGGUAAAGUUGUGUAGAUUUCUUCACUUGGCCUUUGUGUGAUCAGAAUGGCUGUAUUUUUAUUUCCCCUAUUUGAAAUCAUUAAAGAUCUUUUUGGGAAGGUU